Phragmites australis (common reed) is the source of this 2157-nucleotide messenger RNA. Its product is annotated as polypyrimidine tract-binding protein homolog 1-like. Gene Ontology annotation, biological process: regulation of RNA splicing. Gene Ontology annotation, cellular component: nucleus. The transcript has 9 exons. The coding region runs from base 199 to 1092 and encodes 297 amino acids. The record is from RefSeq and is a predicted model, not a curated record. Gene Ontology annotation, molecular function: mRNA binding. Lineage: Eukaryota; Viridiplantae; Streptophyta; Magnoliopsida; Poales; Poaceae.
CAUACUCCCCCGUACAACCCAACCCGACCCAGUCAAUCAAUCUCUCUUUCUUUCUCUCUCCCCUCAACAGCCGCGCUUCCUUCCCCCUCCCCGACUCUGCUGAUCUGCUCCACCCGCGCCGCGAUAAGAAAACCCGCCAAACCCUAACCCUAGCAGCGCACUCGCUGCCGCCGGAGAGGGCCAAGCGAGUGAGUGAGGAUGCCGCCGGGGUCGGCGACGCAGUUCCGGUACACGCAGACGCCUUCCAAGGUGCUGCACCUGCGGAACAUGCCAUGGGAGUGCACCGAGGAGGAGCUCGUCGAGCUCUGCAAGCCCUUCGGCAGGGUUGUCAACACCAUGUGCAACGUCGGCGCUAACCACAACCAGGCCUUCGUCGAAUUCGCGGAUCAAAACCAGGCAAUUUCAAUGGUUUCUUAUUAUGCGUCAUCUUCAGAGCCUGCUCAAGUCCGUGGUAAAACUGUAUAUAUCCAAUAUUCAAACAGGCAAGAAAUUACCAACAAUAAAGGCACUGGUGAUUCUUCUGGCAAUGUCCUUCUUGUCACUUUUGAAGGUGUUCAGCCUAAUGAUGUUACCAUAGAAGUCAUUCAUUUGGUAUUUUCGGCAUUUGGGUUUGUUCACAAGAUAGCUACUUUCGAGAAAGCAGCUGGUUUCCAGGCGCUUAUCCAGUAUACUGAUGCUCCAACUGCUGUUGAAGCGAAAAACUCAUUGGAUGGAAGAAGCAUCCCAAAAUAUUUGCUUCCAGAACAUAUCAUUGCGAGCCACAUGCGCAUAACCUUUUCUGCGCAUAAGGAUUUGAAUAUCAAAUUUCAGUCGCAUCGCAGCAGGGAUUACACUAAUCCUUAUCUUCCUGUGAACCAAACUGCAAUUGAGGGGAUAGUGCAGCCCACGGUGGGCCUUGAUGGGAAGAUAAAGGAGCCUGAGAGCAAUGUGCUUUUAGCAUCAAUUGAGAACAUGCAGUAUGCUGUGACUGUGGAUGUUCUACACACUGUGUUCUCUGCUUUUGGUACUGUUCAAAAAAUUGCAAUGUUUGAGAAGAACGGUGGAAUGCAGGCUCUAAUUCAAUAUCCAGCAGAGAGGUGUUGGAGUUCGUGAAGGCUUAAAAUGGACAUCUGCAACUUUCCGCAGCUAUAAAGUUGCCUUUAGUAAUUUCUUGAUCAUUUUUACCUUUUGCUGUAAGCAUAUUCUCUUUCUUACUAGAGGCUUGCUUCAGAGCUUUCUUUCUGUCAUCAUUGCACUUUCCUCCUGGCAUUUUCCCCCGUCCUGCUUUAGGUAUGCUUACAAGUUUAGCGAUGUUGGGGGUCAUAGUAGAAGUGUUAUCGGUAUUUCUGCUGUUGAAAAUAUCAUCUUUCCGUCUGAUAUGCGGUUGGUUUCUCUAGCUUAUCAUGACACUAGGCAGCACCGAUACGGAUAUGUGUAUUGGUAUCGGACCGAUACGGAUACGGGGAUACGCCAUUUUCCCAGGAAACCUAAUACGUGGAUAUGUUUUACUAUUUAAAAAAAAAACAUUAAUAUGUUACUCCCAUGUUCUACUCCAAGUCUCCAACUUGUAUUCGGCAACGCGUGGCCACUAGCUAAUACAUAAUAGAUUGGCGUGCGGUGGUGGCAUGGGUUUCACCAUCAUCCUUAUGCCAUUGGGGUUGGGCAAGCCAGUGAGCAGACUACUUCGAUGACAGCCGCAGCCCCAAACACCAUCUUGCAGCCAUCGCCCCCACAAUGUUGCCUGCCGCCGCCUACACAUGGUCAUUGACGAUCAAAAAUCAGAAGAACAAGGAGGGGAAGAAAGGAGGAAAAGGGGGAGCCAUGGAGGAGAGGAACUCACAGCCGGCAGGUGGUGGAGGGCAUUGACGCCGGCGCUGCGGGAGUGGUGGCGACGGGCGAGAGGGAGGCGUGGGAGAUGCAGCUGAGAUGCGGCUGGGAGAUGCAACGUCAUUAGGUUAUGCUGUUGGGAGAUGCGAUUGGGCUGGACUGUGCUGGGCAGUAUCCUAAAUGUAUCCCACAAGUAUCCGAAUUUUCAAUAUUUAUUUUUAUUCGGAUACUUGGCGGAUCCGGCGCGUAUCGGUAUCAGAUACGGUAUCCGAUACGGAUACGUGGGCAUUUGGAUGUAUCGGUGUUUCAGAGAUGACACAUCUUUGGUUGUCAUUGGUGCAGUUGUAACUU